This is a messenger RNA of Camponotus floridanus (Florida carpenter ant), 5122 nucleotides long. RefSeq lists its product as uncharacterized. The record is from RefSeq and is a predicted model, not a curated record. Lineage: Eukaryota; Metazoa; Arthropoda; Insecta; Hymenoptera; Formicidae. The transcript has 3 exons. Bases 1037 to 2815 code for a protein of 592 amino acids.
UGGCGUCUGGCGGCAGUUCGGAGCGAGACGCCGACACGACGUAGUAUUUUCGUCCCGAACAACUCGAGCUCCGAAACGUGGCUCUCAAAUCGUCUCGCGGCAUCUUUUCGUAUGCAUACAUAUCAGUUGGCGAUUUGGCGAACGUGUUCUACCAAAGGGCAAAAUCGUUAUCCGGCGAACGUUGUCACGGUCCGGAGAACGUGCCGGCUGCUGAUGUGGAGGUGCGUGUAAAACGGGUAUUGGCAUACCCUUUCGAGUGGCGACCGGCUAUCGGCCUCCGGGAACGAGACAUUUUCAUCGUCCAGCUUGAUCAGACGAUCGGAAUGGUCAUCGCCUCCGCGGGCAAAGGUCGAUGAAUCCGAGAGGAUUGUUCAUCGAGGAUUGUCAUCGUUAUCGACGCCGGUGCCUCGAAUAAUAAAUCGUCGAGAUUUCAGAGACGAUCGAAGAUUCACGCGUGUCUCCUGCGGGCGAAGGACUGCCGAGGAAGAUCCAAGUACAUCGGAGCUCCCUUCCACAUAUACACACACGCACACAGCCUCCGUUCCUUCCAUUCAAGGCUCGUCGCAUUCAUCCGCCGGCAGCAGCAGCCGGUAUCACGCACACACAUCCACGCGUAUACGCGAUCCGCAGAAGAAAGCGCGUCCGGUACGUCUUGCCACGCGUCGUUUUUCCGUCGGAAUAUCCGGCUGCGGAGAAGCCGGAGAAAAGCGAAAUCCCCGAUGCACUUCCUCUGAGGACCAGCCGGGAAUAAAGAGAGGAGGGACGUCGGCCCGAGAUGACGUGACGCGUCCUAAUCGGAGAGGAAUGCCGGCGCCUUGACGCGGAUUCCUCUGGUCGUCGGGAUGCGAUCCAGCCAUCGGGACGCCGUCCGGACGGAUUUCAACGGCUGGCGAACCACCAGGCUGCUCUGACGAUCACAGCCGCGGAUAUCUCCGUAUUUUUCUCACACGAUCGUCAGAGCGAGGAGAAGGCAGUUAAACGAGAAGGGAGGACGGAGUUUCAGUGAUUCAUAGACAAGUAAGGGAAAAUCAGCGGGAUGACGACGAUGCAGAGCUGUGGUGGCGGCUCUUCGAGAUGCGCGAGACGCGCCUUCGUCCUCGUGUUCGCCUGGGGCUUGUUGAUGAUCGCGGCAGUGCAGUUUCGCCACCUGGAGAACAGGGCGCUGCGCCAAGAUGGCGGUCCCACGGCCGAGGAGAGUGUUGGCGGCAACCUGGCAGAGGUCGACGGCACCGGCGGUGAACGUGGCGCGGGUGGGAUUGUCUCGGCGAACCUGGGCUUGUCCCGAUACCUCUUGCAGAGGUCGUCGCUAGGCGGUGAUCUCUCCAAUUCGGGCGGUGCCUUGUUAACCACUCUGACGACUCUGAGAAACCGUUUGGAAGCGUCAACGAGAAACCCACUUGAGCUGGAACCGUUGCUGGAUAAACGACCUGUCAAGUCCGAGCAGCAGCUGAUCGAGGAGAUCGCUGAGAAGAUACCUAGCCUACCGCUGAGCGACUGGCUCAGAAACAGCAAACUGACAAAGCGGGCCAACGACAGCUGCGCGCGAUAUCCGCAAAUCUACGAUCUCGAGUUCAACAAUUUCUACUGGCAGACGUUACGAACCAGUAACGGCACGUUCCAGUUCUUUGGCGCCUUCUACGAUAAUCGGCGAUUGUCCAAGAUCGGGCCAGCGGUGAGGAUCGUUGGUAUGAUUGACCGUAUCGAGCCGACUGUCAAGACUUACUGUCAGCUGUGGUACGAUGGCGAGAGCGAGCCCAAGAUUGUUGAAACUCUCGAGUACAAGUAUAUCUGGUAUCCCAAGUGGGGCAAUUACAAACAGGGCAUUUAUCAACCGUAUGUGAUAGCGUGCAGGGUACCGCCGCAGGCAUCCGGCAAACCGCCCUCGUCUGUCUCCGUAGUCGAGAAGCGUUGUGACACAGCUACCAAUCAUCUCCGGGUGAUCUACAACAAGCCCGAGCGCAAGAAGGGCUUUGCUGUGUGCGUGAAGGGCUUGGACUUUUUGCACGAGGACUUGUCGGUACGGCUGGUCGAGUGGAUCGAGCUCAUCAGUCUGCUGGGCGCCGACAAGAUUUACUUCUACGAGCUGCAGGUGCAUCCGAACGUGACCAAGGUGCUACAGCACUAUCAGCGACUUGAUAUGGUACACGUGACCCCGUUAACCUUGCCAGGGGGACAGCCGAACGUGCCCGCCUUCCAGCAUAUGUAUCUCACGAAGAAGACCAAUCAUAAGCGACAAAACGAGCUGAUACCGUACAACGAUUGUCUCUACAAGCACAUGUACGAGUACGAGUAUAUCGCCCUGCUGGACGUCGACGAGGUCAUCAUGCCCGUGAAGGACGCGACCUGGCAGGAACUGAUGCGCCGAGUGAUGCCCAAGGCCCUGCAGAUACGGAACGAGACCCGCGCUUCGUACAACGUGAGGAACGUCUACUUCCUCGACGACCUACUGCACUCUCACGGUUACUUCAAGGACAUACCCAAGUACAUGCAUAUGCUACAACACGUGUACCGCUCGAAGAACUUCACCAAGCCGAACCAAUACAUCAAGUGCUUCCACAAUCCGGAAAGGGUGGUCACCUUGCACAACCACUUCCCGCUGGCGUGUCUGGGCGCCGGUUGCACCAGCUACCCCAUCGAGACCGAGGACGCGCAGCUACAGCACUAUCGCGCCGAUUGCGUGCGAUCGUUGAAGAAGACCUGCGUGGAGUAUCGGGAGAAUAGCGUGAUCGAUACGACGAUAUGGCGUUAUAGGGACAAACUGAUCGGCAGGGUCACCGACACGCUGAAGACCCUCGGCUUCUUCGGUUCGAGAUAGCGGUCGGAGAUCGAUCUCUCCUUUUCUUUUUUCUUUCACUUUCCUGUGAAGUUUUGAUCGGUCUCCGCGAAAGGGACGACUGGCUCGUGCUGCGCGGAACGAGGCGAAGAAAUUAAUCAGAGCGAGAGGUAAUUGCCAGUGAGGCUUGAUCGCGGAGAUUUAAUUGAGAAGAUAAUCGAGAUCGGUGUAAUCGUUAAAGCGAACACGUUUCUAGCGACAGCACGUAAUAUCGCGUCUCGAUCGUUCAUGUACGUGUGUGAGAAGAAUUUCGCCUGACAGUGCCAAGAGUGUGCAUAUCUCCAUAUGUCCGGAGCGUCAAGAUAUGCGAACCUUAUUAAAGGAUAUAGAAAACGGCAUCGAGAUUGGAGCGAUGAUCAUUCGUUCGAAUUGGAACUUGUUACGUUGGCUGAAAAAAAUACCACGCGUUCUCGCGUCUGCAAGAUAAACGUAAAGUUUGCGUCGAAAUUGAGUUCUAGCUUUUUGUUAAACUUGACGAAUCUAUCUAAAAACUAAAGAUGAAUACGUAUUUCGGCAAAUAUAUAAAUAUUAUAUAAAUAAGCGAGUGCAGAAGACUCGAUUUUAUGCUUGAGUUUCAUGGUAGUUUUCUGGUAUCCUGUUAAACCAGCAAAGUUAUCUCCAGACUGAAUGUAAUUUUGGCUCGAUUUGUAUCGAGCAAAUUUUUGCUCCACGCGACGAGCCGAUUACAUUCGUGAGUAAAACUGCACAGUAUUCCUUUUUCCUGUUGUAAAUAACUCCUAUAUAAGUCUCCUUCUUAUAUAUGCUCAAUAUGUAAUACGAAGCUGCGAAGAUUCGAUCGAUAGCCAUAGCUGUAACGGAUCGGUGAAUACAUAUGUAUGUGGUUGCGCGUAACUUUAGAAUUGAUAUCAAAGAAUGUGGACUUGAAAAAUUAUACCCUCUUUAAUGAGCAUAAAAAUGUAUAUUAAAUAUGAGAGAUAUGUAAAAAUAAAAAAAUACGUUUUAUUAUGUUACAUCGGCAAGUAUGAUCAAAUAUUGAUUUGUUGAUUUUUCUUUUAUCUUUUCUUUUAUUAUAUAUUAAUGCAAAUAUGGUAUGAUAACACAUAUAUAUAUCUUUUUUCUUUUUUUUAAACUGUAAUUAUCGGAGAUUAUUGGGAAUGAUUGUUGAGAAGUAUAUAGUCAUACCGUUCCGAUGACUGAAACGCUGUGAGAUGUAAACACUCGUUAUUAAUUAAGACUACUGUUAAUGAGUCUUCCGCAACCGUGAAGCGAUCCGUUUUUCGUAGAUAGAAACCGGAAACUGCCCGAAUUGUAUUAUCAUAGGCCUGAUAUAAGUUGUAGUGAUAAGCGUGAACAAAAUAAAGAGAGAAAUAGAGGAUACAAUACAGGAAGAACAAAAAGCUAUAUCACAUAUAAAAAACAAUGAUCGCUAAUUACAUAUAAUUAUAUGUAUGUUAUUGCAAAAUUUUAUUUUGCGGCAUGGUUCGAUGCUUUUGAAGAGUUUUUUCUAUCUUUUAAUAUUUAGAAAGCGCAUCUUGAUGUUUGUUUGAAAUGUUAAUAAUUUGUGCAUUUUCUAAAUAUUUCAAAUAUAUAUCGAUCUUUACCGCUUCGCGAUUUUGGAAAACUUCUUCCUUUUCUUAUGGUAAACCUCGAUCGCUUUCUGCGCGAUGAUAACCGACCGCAUUUUACAACUCGAUGCGUAAAGUGUCGCUUGUAAAAGCAAGAAGGCGAUUCAUGUUGCACCAUGAGACAUCUAUUGAUAUAAAGGGGACCAUUGUAGAUAAGUCAAUAAAAAUUAUAAGAGACAGUGUGCAUGAGAUACGAUUAGUCUACAUGCGAAAAUAAAAUCAUAUCGUAUUCUUUCUGAAGUGAAUGCGUACGUCACCUUUUCCGAGCGAAAAAUAGGUGAAAUGGUGCCUUUCAAUUGACAUACGUUUCGAUAAUUUAGUUGUGAACACGAUCUUUCAUUUUUUCUCUAAUAUGAGGAUUAGACAUAAUAUAUGGUGUGAUAAUAUAAUUUCACAUAUAUAUACAAGCGAACGCUUUCAGUUAAUGUUAACUAGUUGUCGAGUACAACUAUACAUUGACAUAAAAUUUAAGCGAAUUAAUUGAUUUGUGUCAAAAAGGAGAACUAUUCUUUAAAUGUUGAGAAAAUCAGACUGAUUUUUUCGCGUGAUUAAUACUAUGCGUUGUUUUACACGAAAAUCACUCAUUGUAAUAAUUCUUUGUAUAUAUCUGCGAAAUAUGAAGGAUGAUAAAUGAAUUCAAAAAGAAAGCACGCGUUUCUUGUAUCUCUAUAAGCAUCCUAUAAAUGAUUACACAUGAUCAGGA